GUGAGGCAGGUGUUGACGGGACGGGCAGGGUACUAGGUGACCAGUGCACUCCUCACCUUUCUAGUAAUAACGGCAAGGGGAGAUAUCUCAAGAUGUGGUCCGUUAACUUACUACUAACUACUCUCCUCAUUGGUGUGUCUAGCCAAUAUAUCCAGUUACAGUCCCCAGACACCCGGCCAAAUUCUGGCAUUUCUUCUGCUGCAAGCAAUGCACCUACGAAUCUUGGUCUCCCCCUGAGCCCUGCAACAGGGGCACUGCAAGACUUCCUAAGCAUUCGUCGUCCUGUGAUCUCCAACGUUCCAACCAGUGGCUCUAACGUCGCCUUCAUUAAAGGUGGUGACAUAGAUUCAUCAACUACAGGGCCUUCACAGGGCGUUGGUAGUAUAAAUGCCGGCAGGUACAUCGGUCAAGGUGUUGGUAGCGGUUCUGCAUUUGUUGGCGGCUUUGGCCAGGGUGUUGGAAGCGGUUCUUCGGUUAGUGCUGGCUUUGGGCAGGACGUUGGAAGCGGUUCUUCACUUGGUACAGUCUUUGGCCAGGGUGUUGGAAGCGGUUCUUCUGUUAGUACGGGCUUUGGCCAAGGCGUUGGAAGCAGUUCUUCAAUUGGUACCAACUUUAUUCAGGGCAUUGGAAGAGAUUCUUCUAUUGGCAGUGGAUUUGUACAGGGCAUUGGACACGGUUCUUCGGCUAAUGCUGGAUUGGGGCAAGGUAUUGGUAGCGGAUUCUUCGCUGGUGCAGGAUCUGGCCAGGGAGUAGUUGCGGGGCAGGCACCUAGUGCAAUUUUUGGUCAAAGCUCUGGUAGUAGAACUACAGUAUUCGGCAGUGGCACAUUAAAUCAAAUAAAUGUUCCUCGUGCUACCAGUGGCUCGGGUGUUAACGUUGUAAGGAAUGUUGGCAGCCCUGAAGUUAGAAGAGUGGACGCACUCUUCACCCCAACUGUCACCCAAGUUAUCACCAUCGACCGCUGCAUCACUGUCACCGACCAGGCCUUCAACAGCGUGGCCGUGACCCUGACUUCCUUCAGCGUGCAGACUGUCACCGUGGGAACACGCGCGGUGCUGCAGACGCCCGUCGAUGAUCGCGUCGCUCUCCAGACAUCGGUGUUUGUCCGGCCCGGGACCGUAACAUUAACGGAGGUGAAGUCUGACUUCAGGAUCGUGACUGAAACUUCCCUAACCCACGUGACCCUCGCCCACACGUCCUACGUCAUCAGCCAGUACACCUUCACCACCACGGCCACUCAAGUGUUGACGUAUACGGCUACACUUGUUCGCACAAACAUCAGUACCCAGAGCACUACCUUCACAAACUACAGGACAGUGACUGAUACGGUGUUUGUCAACGCAGGCUACCAUGCAUAAUACUUUGUUCUCGCUUUGUACUCCUCAAUAAACGCUCUUCGAA
This is a messenger RNA of Procambarus clarkii (red swamp crayfish), 1401 nucleotides long. RefSeq lists its product as uncharacterized. The record is from RefSeq and is a predicted model, not a curated record. Lineage: Eukaryota; Metazoa; Arthropoda; Malacostraca; Decapoda; Cambaridae.